Messenger RNA from Populus trichocarpa (black cottonwood), 1555 nucleotides. Its product is annotated as ubiquitin receptor RAD23d. The record is from RefSeq and is a predicted model, not a curated record. Gene Ontology annotation, cellular component: nucleoplasm; cytosol. Gene Ontology annotation, biological process: proteasome-mediated ubiquitin-dependent protein catabolic process; nucleotide-excision repair. The transcript has 12 exons. Gene Ontology annotation, molecular function: ubiquitin binding; proteasome binding; polyubiquitin modification-dependent protein binding. The coding region runs from base 122 to 1258 and encodes 378 amino acids. Lineage: Eukaryota; Viridiplantae; Streptophyta; Magnoliopsida; Malpighiales; Salicaceae.
UCGAACAUCGCUCUUUUGGGUACAGUAGCAGCAUAUACAUAUAUAUAUAAAACCCUUGCGGAUCGGAGAGUAGAAACUCGAAGUCGAGAGUGGAGAUCGCGAAUAAGACAAAGAAAGAAGGAUGAAGAUUUUUGUUAAGACCCUGAAAGGCAGUACUUUUGACAUCGAAGUUAAACCUGAAGACACGGUUGCUGAUGUCAAAAAGAAAAUAGAAACAGCUCAAGGGGUAGCCGUUUAUCCUGCUGAGCAGCAAAUGCUUAUUCACCAGGCGAAAGUUCUUAAAGAUAACACCACUUUGGAUGAAAAUAAAAUUGUUGAAAAUAGUUUUGUUGUUAUCAUGUUAUCGAAGACUAAGAGCUCAUCCGGUGAUGGUUCAACUGCACCAACUGCCCCUACCACUAAGGCACCUACAACAAGUACCCCGGCAUCAACAACAGCACCUCAAGCUCCCACAUUGACCUCUGCACCGCCAGCAUCUGCUCCUGCUCCUGCUCUGGUUUCUUCAGUUGCUGCUGCGUCAGACUAUGUUUAUGGCCAAGCGGCAUCUAGUCUGGUUGCUGGAAGUAACUUGGAGGUAGCAGUCCAGCAAAUUCUUGACAUGGGUGGAGGGACUUGGGAUAGAGAUACUGUUGUUCGUGCUCUUCGGGCUGCUUACAAUAAUCCAGAGAGAGCCAUUGAAUAUUUAUAUUCUGGUAUCCCAGAACAAGCAGAAGCUCCACCAGUGGCUCACAUGCCUUUAGGUGGGCAAGCUCCUGCAGCCCAGCCCCAGCAGCAUCCAACACAAACUGCUGCAGUUCCUUCUGGUGGACCAAAUGCGAAUCCUUUAGAUCUUUUCCCACAGGGCCUUCCCAACGUGGGUUCAGGUGCUGGUGGAGCAGGAACUCUUGAUUUUUUGCGGAACAGUCAACAGUUCCAAGCCUUGCGAGCUAUGGUGCAGGCUAACCCGCAGAUACUGCAGCCUAUGCUUCAAGAGCUGGGAAAACAAAAUCCUCACUUAAUGAGGCUUAUUCAAGAGCACCAAGAUGAUUUUCUCCGCUUGAUCAAUGAACCUGUUGAAAGUGGAGAGGGGAAUGUGUUGGGGCAGCUUGCUGCAGCAAUGCCACAAGCUGUAACAGUCACUCCUGAGGAGCGCGAGGCAAUAGAACGUCUUGAAGCUAUGGGUUUUGAUCGUGCACUUGUAUUGGAGGUAUUCUUUGCCUGCAACAAGAACGAGGAGCUGGCUGCCAACUACCUCUUAGAUCACAUGCAUGAGUUUUGAGGAUUGAUUUGGUGGAAGUGGAGUCAAUCCUUAUGUCCUCUGGAAAAAUGUUUCUUUUUAUUUACUAUUUUAACCCUUUUUAUAUUCCCCCAACUUUAUUUUAAUAUCAAGUUUGGAGCUCUAUGAUGUGAAGUGUCUGGACAGGAACAAGAUGUAACGUUCCUACCCCGCUCUCUCCUUGGUUAGGUUCUUACAUCUAUAUUGAUGGUUGUCUUGGUAAAUUUGAUUUUUCCAUGUAAAUUUCGGUUCUGUCUGGACUCUGAUGCCAUCUAACAAAUUCACCGAGAAUUCUCCGAA